Molecule: messenger RNA, 983 nt
Organism: Tricharina praecox
Lineage: Eukaryota; Fungi; Ascomycota; Pezizomycetes; Pezizales; Pyronemataceae
Product: putative nascent polypeptide-associated complex subunit
Exons: 4
Coding region: 244-858 (204 amino acids)
Biological process (GO): protein targeting to membrane
Cellular component (GO): nascent polypeptide-associated complex; cytoplasm
Source: RefSeq, a predicted model, not a curated record
CCGACGUGCCCCACUCCAGCGAAAGUCUUGGCACUAAUUCCAAUUCCUCUCAACCUCCACUACUACCACACCUCUCCGAACAAUUCACCUCCCGAUUUACGUGUCCGGUAAACCAAAUAAUUCACUACUCCGUACGCAAUCACCUCCCCCAGAAUUCCCCUGACUCCCGGCUCCAAAUACCACUACUCGAUCGGCCCGCUAUUUUCCCAGCUAACAAGAACAACAACCGAAUAGGCAUCUACCAUGUCCGACUCCCGCAUCGAAGAACUCACCGACGAGCAGGCCCGCAAGGUCGAGCUCGAGGACCACGUGUCCUCCGAGGAGUCCGAGGCCGGUGACGUCGAGGGUGAUGAGCUCCCCGCCGGAUCGGCUGUCACGGUCCACUCGAGAAACGAGAAGAAGGCCCGCAAGCAGAUUGCCAAGUUGGGCUUGAAGCAUGUUCCUGGCAUCACUCGCGUCACCCUCCGACGACCCAAGAACAUCCUGUUUGUUAUCAACUCGCCCGAUGUUUACAAGUCCCCUACCAGCAACACUUGGAUCAUCUUUGGUGAGGCCAAGAUCGAGGACCUCAACUCUCAGGCUCAGGCGAACGCCGCCCACCAGCUCCGUGAGGCCGAGAAGUCCAGCAUCGAGGAUGACCUUGCUGCUGCCGCUGCCGAGAAGGGUAAGGGAAUCGAGGCCAAGAAGGUUGAGGAGGAGGAGGAGGACGACGGCGAGGAGGUCGACGACUCUGGUCUCGAGAGCAAGGACAUUGAGCUCGUUAUGGCACAGGCGGGUGUCUCCCGAAAGAAGGCCGUCAAAGCUCUUAAGGAGAACGAUAACGACAUUGUCAACUCCAUCAUGGCCCUGAGCGUUUAGGCUUUGGUUGGUUUUGGGCUCGGGACGGAAUUUGUGGAAAGGUAUCGAAAAUGAAAAGUUUACGGUUACCAAAAAAAGUUACAAGUCUUCGUGAUGUAGAACAGCCGAUUUUCGAUUAAGCUCUA